This is a messenger RNA of Closterium sp. NIES-65, 546 nucleotides long. The record is from the annotation of a GenBank genome assembly. Lineage: Eukaryota; Viridiplantae; Streptophyta; Zygnematophyceae; Desmidiales; Closteriaceae.
AUGCUAGCACCGCCGCGACCCUCCUCCUUCAUCUGCGUGCCCCAAUCUUACCUCUCUCUUAUCUGCUGGUCGCACCCACGGCUCUCUCUCGCUGAAGGUAGCCACCACACUGGUCGCACCCACGGCUCUCUCUCACUGAGAGUGGCUCCUACAGUGAGCACAGGGUUGACACAUGAGAGCACCGCCGCCAUCACCAGCAUCUUCCCCACCCGUGGCUCCAGGGGCAGUGCUGGAGGAGAGGGAAGUAGAGGAGAGGAGAGGAGAGGAGAAGGAGAGGAGGGAGAGGGAGAGGAGAGGAGAGGAGGGAGGAGAGGAGAGGAGAGGAAUGGAGAGGAGAGGAGAGAGGAAAGGAGAGGAGAGGAGAGGAGAGGAAUGGAGAGGAGAGAGAGAGGAGGAAAGGAGAGGAGGGAGAGGGGAGGAAAACGAGAUAAGAGCAACAAGAGAAGUGGGAGAGGAGAGGAGAGGAGACGAGAGGAGCGAAAAGGAGAGGAGAGGAGAGGAGAGGAGAGGAGAGGAGUAGAGGAGAGGAGAGGUGAGGUGAGGUGA